Molecule: messenger RNA, 3596 nt
Organism: Hippoglossus stenolepis (Pacific halibut)
Lineage: Eukaryota; Metazoa; Chordata; Actinopteri; Pleuronectiformes; Pleuronectidae
Gene: fam174b
Product: family with sequence similarity 174 member B
Exons: 3
Coding region: 1-423 (140 amino acids)
Source: RefSeq, a predicted model, not a curated record
AUGAAAUACAACCUGGUUCUAACUCUGCUCAUCGCGGCUCUGUUGCGGGUCAGUGGCGAACCUCAAACUCUCUCCUCUCCCGCGAUGCUGUUAAACUCGACAUCCUCCUCCUCCUCAUCUUCAUCAUCCGUCGUCAGCGAACAUGAAGUGACUAACGUGACGGACGAUGCGGUGGGAUCCCGCAUCUCCUCUCUGAUGACGCAUCUGCCAACUCUGAAAAACAUUGUUAUAUUCAUCUGCGUGUUAACAGCUGCUCUCAUCACGUGUCUGGUCAUCAAAGUGGUCAGAUCAGGAAGACGGAUCAGAAAAACGAGAAAAUAUGAUAUCAUAACGACGCCUGCAGAACGUGUUGAGAUGGCCCCGCUUAAUGAGGAGAACGAUGACGAGGACGACUCAACGCUCUUUGAUAUCAAAUACAGGUGAAUCCCAGCGUGGACGUGCAUAUCUGAUAACUCCCGUUUUGCGCAGUACAACUCAAGUGGUUCCCUUUUAUUACAUUUUUUUCUGUGGUCAAGUCUAACCAAAAUCAUUCUUAAUAUGCUACUUGUGCAUGGCUUUAAUCUGUGUUUAAAAGGCUGGAGCCCCGUGGAUAUCAUUGUUUGCUGCUUGACUGAGGCCUCAGUCACGUUGCCCAGUUCUUUCCAAUAUUAGAGAUGAGGAUGUUUCCUCUAGUUACUUCAAUCAGGCUGUUGGGAGCCUGGAGGUCAGUCGUCUCCAUAACAAAUCGGCACAUGCUAAUUAAGCAUUUUAUUUUUACAUUGCCCCAAAGUUAAUGUCAUCUACAUCAUUUUUGUUGUGCUUAAACUAAAGUAUGAAGUCUGUUAGGCUGCAGUUUGUGUAGGAAUCAAUGCCUGCUUUGAUCCAUCUUUAUCAGAAUGCAGGGUUAAUCGAGGCUGUUUGUGAUCUAGUUUGUAAUCUUUAAAUAAAUACCAGGUGGCCUCUAAAGUCCGUUGAUGCACAAAAAUCUUUAACAUGCAACAAAUCUCGUGCAGAAAAUACUUAAUUCUAAUGUAAAAUUUGCACAUAAAGACAAAUCUAGUUCUAUACACAGUAAUUGAUUUUUUAAACUAAACUUUAAUACCAAAUAUAUCUACUAACCACUUUAUUGUGCAUAUAUACUGUCGAAGACGCUCUGUCUUCAUGGAGUAAGCGUAUAUUUUUUUUACGGUGUGUUGUUUGAAGACAUUCCUAGUUUGCUGCUAUCUCAGCUGAAGUUUUACGUUUUCAAAAUUUUAUGAAAAUCUUCAAUACUGUCGGUAUAUAUUUGUAUUUAUGGAAGACAUCCAUAUGCUGUGAAUGUGAAUGCUGCAAUCUGUUGUGAUCAGGUGUGUUCGAUCCACAGUCUGUAUAGAAAGAUGGACGACGCCUCUCCACUUCAUCCCACUGUACAAAAGUGAAGCCAAAAUAUCUGAAAUCCAACAUACGAGAGGAAUGAACACCUAGACAAACAUCGGUGUGAUAAGAACUAAUUAAAAAGACACAAACCGUCUUUGAUUACAUUUUUUAUAAAUGUUUAUUUGGACUUUUUAGUUUGGUCCAUGUCCCAUCCACUAAUAUGAAGUAGGCGGGGUUUACUACCUUUACUACAGCCAGCCACCAGGGGGCAAAUCGAAACCAUUUGGCUUCACUUUUUGAGUGCGUCCAUGUCGUCCAUCUUUAUAUACAGUCUAUAGUUCAAUCAUGUGAUUUAAAAAACCACUAAACAAUAUCAUCAACAGGUUUAAAGACUGUAGUGAAGUAUGUAACAUGCACAAUGUGCACACAGUGUCUUACGUAAAGUCAGAAAAUAUCAUGUCAAGUUGCUCCAUUAGAAACUAUCCUCUAAUCUGGCUUGUCGUGAGACCAGAGUUUGUGUGUGAGCAGCCAGUGCUGUGUUGCGUAUAAUCCCCCACAAUCAUUUCCAUUAAUGGCUCACUGACCUUUGUAAUGUUUAACUUGAAAAGGGCCUUUUUUUCCUGAAGAGUUGCUUCUCUGUGCCACAUGGAGUUUGGUGAAGAUUUUGAGUAUUUCUAAAUUUGGGUGAAGUAUUUUGAAAGUUUUUCAUAAACCAGUCACAGCAUGGGAGACGAUUUUUCAUGGGUUUGUGUUGUAUCCGUUUAGAUUCAGAGGAAGCUGGGUGAGACAAAUCAUCAAAACACAUGGUUCAGUACAAUAAGUAAAAGCAACAUUUAUGGGAUUUUUCGCAGCUUACAGAUACUGGCUUUAAUGGUAAUAGUUUGAUGUUUGGUUUUAAAAAUGGAGGUUUUACCAAAUCUAGACCAAUAAGUCAAACAUUCUCCCCAUUAAAGGUUCAGUGUGUAGAAUUUAGUGGUGAAGUUCCAUGUUGCAGCUGAGUGUCCCUCACCUCACCCUCCCCUUCCAAGGUGUGGCAGCUUUUAGUUGUGAUUAAAAACUCAAAUGUUUUUUAGUUUUGUCCAGUUUGGACGACUGUAAAAACCAUGGCCUCCUCCAUAGAGAGGACCUGCUCCCGAUGUAUAUAUAAAGUAUUUAAAUACAAAGGGCCCAUUAGUUGAUUACACACUGAAAACAUCACUAGGGUUAUUUUAUAUUCAAUUUCUGCCAAUAAAUCCCUUUCACCUAAAUCUUACACACUGAACCUUUAAAUAUGUACGAAGCCACUCUUGCAAAUGAUGAAAUAACAGAAGCUGGUUUGUCAUAUGUCCUACAUUUCUUAUUCGGAUACCAAAUGCAAUAGAGUGAUUCAAAAUAAAUGAAAGUCCCCAAACCUUCCUCGCCUCUGUGCACCCUGACUGUAAUCUCAGUGGCCUAACACUGCAGAGGGCACCUAGAUUAGGUUUGCGCAGCACAUGGUGUGGGUGUUCUAGGUGACCUUCUGUUUAAAUCCAAACUGUUAUUCGAUAGUGCACAGUGGUCUACAGGUGCAGCUGUUUUCAAAUGACCUCCAUCCCUGGUUGAAUAAGAAAAAAGGAACUGCAUCGCCCUUGUGCAGCCUUUUCCGUCUCUUUCUUGACUUGAGAAAGAACAUUGUGUAUUUCUCCUGUGUUGACAUUCACAGAUAAUCAGAUACAUGUAUUAUCAUUGUUUAAAAUAUAAGUGCUAAUGAUGUUAAACAAACCUUCAACCAUAUUUUUGAUAUAAAUGUUCUUCGCUGUACCUUUUACUGUUGGUUGUUAUAUGCUUUUUCAAUCGGAAUAUGUUUAUUUCAGUUUAACUUAAGAUCCAUUUUUGUUCCUCUGCUAAAUUAUUCCUUGUAUGUCAUCCUACACUGUUUCCCUCGUCCAUCUCAGUAAAAUCUUUUAAAUGUUAUUUCAAGUCGUGUGUGAAAUCGUGGAAAAACCCGUCUUCUGUUUAAAUGCUAAAUCUGGACUUUUACUGUAACCGAAUCAUUCGCUGACGAAAAUUCCUCUCGUAAAAUGAAUCAGCGUCAGUGUGGUAGCUAUUUGAAGACUGUAGCUAAUUUCUUCAAUCCCGCAUCGAGGCCAAAAACAUUAAAAGGCGACGAAAAGACUGUCUUGGAAGUUUAUUGAAAACAAAGGCCCUGACUGGUCGCGUACGCCACAGUCAUUUCCUCAGUUUCCAUCUCUUUGAAACACUGCUGAAAUAAAACCCACUUCUUUUCAAGUGUUUUAAAAGAA